This is a messenger RNA of Haplochromis burtoni (Burton's mouthbrooder), 1515 nucleotides long. RefSeq names its product hydroxysteroid dehydrogenase like 2 (gene hsdl2). The transcript is spliced from 10 exons. The record is from RefSeq and is a predicted model, not a curated record. Gene Ontology annotation, cellular component: mitochondrion. NCBI's taxonomy places the organism in Eukaryota, Metazoa, Chordata, Actinopteri, Cichliformes, Cichlidae. Bases 138 to 1397 code for a protein of 419 amino acids.
GACCGGAAGUUAUGUAUGACUUCCGGCUGUGGCGUGGGGCGCUUGAAUUGGGUGAAAGGUGAAGAAGACGACCCGCAGCCAAUUUGUGCACAAACUGUGAUCGCUUCCUCUACAUUUCAACUCACCUGAGCCCCACCAUGCUCCAGAACACAGGGAAGCUAGCUGGCUGCACGCUCUUCAUCACCGGAGCGAGUCGAGGAAUCGGGAAGGCCAUAGCUCUGAAAGCUGCCAGAGAUGGUGCCAACAUCGUGAUUGCUGCCAAAACUGCUGAGCCCCACCCCAAACUCCCCGGGACCAUCUACACCGCAGCACAAGAGGUGGAGGCAGCGGGAGGAAAGGCAUUGCCAUGCGUGGUGGACAUUCGUGAUGAGCAGCAGAUCGGAGAUGCUGUUCAGAAAGCCGUUGACGCAUUUGGAGGCAUCGACAUCUUGGUGAACAAUGCAAGUGCCAUCAGUCUGACAGGAACUCUGGAGACGCAUAUGAAAAAGGUCGACCUGAUGCUGGGAAUCAACCUGAGAGGAACUUACCUGACGUCUAAGCUGGUCAUCCCUCACCUGCUGAAGAGUCGGAAUCCUCACAUCCUGAACCUGUCGCCGCCUCUCAACCUGAACCCCGUCUGGUUCAAGAACCACACCGCCUACACAAUGGCGAAGUAUGGCAUGUCCAUGUGCGUACUGGGAAUGGCUGAAGAGUUCAGAGGUCAAAUUGCCGUCAAUGCCCUCUGGCCGAGGACGGCGAUUCAGACAGCAGCCAUGGACAUGCUGGGGGGAGAGGGUGUCAGUAAACAGUGUCGGAAAGCUGACAUCAUAGCGGACGCUGCCUACGCCAUCCUGUCCCGUCCGAAAGAUUACACGGGUCACUUCCUGGUGGAUGAGGAGUUCCUCAGAGAGCAGGGUGUCAAAGACUUCGACCAGUACGCUGUCCAGCCGGGUCACCCUCUGCUGCCAGACUUCUUCCUGGAUGAGACUCCAGAGUCACUGGUGGAGAAGAUGGAGCAGCACGGGGCAACGCCAGCCUUUAAACCACCAUCCUCAUCAUCAUACACGCCCACCUCUGGAGGCCCAGUGGAAACCACGUUUGAUGUCAUCAAAGGAGUCAUUAAUGAAGACGUUGUCAAGUCUACUCAGGGCAUCUAUCAGUUUGACCUGUCAGGAGAGCACACUGGCGUUUGGUUUCUGGACUUGAAGACUGGCUCGGGCAGCGUGGGGCAGGGCGAGUCCCCCACCAAAGCUGACGUUGUCAUGAAAAUGGACUCCAGUGACUUCAGCAAGAUGUUUUCAGGGAAACUGAAGCCCACGAUGGCAUUCAUGUCAGGGAAGCUGAAGAUCAAAGGAGACAUGACGCUGGCGAUCAAGUUGGAGAAACUGAUGAAUCGCAUGAACAAGGCCAAACUGUGAAACUGAAACCCCACCCACAUGUAUGCAGGCCCCACCCUCUUGCUCUUUGUUCCUGUACAUGUUGCCUUAAUAAUAAAAACACAUUAACACCUCAAUAAAGCAACCUCAAUAACAUCCA